CAACGACAACAACCUCAACCUCGCCCAUCAACCCAACCGUCGCCCACCAUGAGCUACGGCAAGAAGGACGAAGAUGCUGACCUGGGAUUGGUCAAGGUAGAUCGGACACAAGUAUUCCAAGAAGCUCGUCUCUUCAACAGCUCCCCCAUCCAACCGCGAAGAUGUCGCAUACUCCUCACCAAGAUUGCUCUGCUCCUAUAUAGGGGCGAGAAGUUUCCGACGAACGAGGCUACAACACUGUUCUUCGGCAUCUCGAAGCUCUUCCAGAACAAAGAUGCUAGCCUACGGCAAAUGGUCCACCUUGUUAUCAAGGAGCUGGCCAGCUCGGCUGAGGAUAUAAUUAUGGUCACAAGCACGAUUAUGAAGGAUACCGGAGGAAGCACCGAAGCCAUAUACAGACCCAAUGCCAUCCGGGCGCUUUGCCGCAUCAUUGACGCUACAACCGUGCAAUCGAUUGAGCGUGUGAUGAAGACGGCCAUCGUCGACAAGAACCCUUCGGUGUCCUCAGCAGCGCUUGUCUCUGCCUACCACCUCCUUCCCAUCGCAAAGGAUGUUGUACGCCGGUGGCAGAGCGAGACCCAAGAGGCAGCGGCGUCGACCAAAUCGUCGGGCGGUUUCUCGCUUGGAUUUUCCUCGUCGGGCGGCCAGCUUCCUGUUAACAACUCGACCAUGCCGCAAUACCACGCCAUUGGUCUGCUCUACCAAAUGCGCAGCCACGACCGAAUGGCGCUGGUCAAGAUGGUCCAGCAGUUGGGUGCUGCCGGCGCCGUCAAGAAUUCGGCCGCCAUCGUCAUGCUCGUUCGUCUUGCCGCUAAGCUCGCAGAGGAAGACCCGUCGUUGCGGAAGCCCAUGAUGCAAUUGCUGGAUGGAUGGUUGCGACACAAGAGCGAGAUGGUCAACUUCGAGGCGGCCAAGGCCAUCUGCGACAUGAGGGACGUCACGGACGCCGAGGUGUCCCAGGCCGUCCACGUCCUUCAGCUCUUCCUCACUUCGCCGCGUGCUGUCACCAAGUUCGCCGCACUCCGUAUCCUCCACAACUUCGCCUCCUUCAAACCCAAUGCUGUCAACGUGUGCAACCCAGACAUUGAGCUUCUCAUCUCCAAUAGCAAUCGGUCCAUUGCCACCUUCGCCAUCACGACUCUGCUCAAGACGGGCAACGAAGCCAGUGUGGACCGGUUGAUGAAGCACAUCUCCAGCUUUAUGUCGGAGAUCACGGACGAGUUCAAGAUCACCAUUGUGGAAGCCAUCCGUACGCUCUGUCUCAAGUUCCCCAGCAAGCAGGCGGGCAUGCUGGCUUUCCUGAGCGGCAUCCUCCGCGACGAAGGCGGUUACGAAUUCAAGCGUGCUGUGGUCGAAAGCAUGUUCGACCUGAUCAAAUUCGUUCCCGACUCGAAAGAAGAUGCGCUGGCGCAUCUUUGCGAAUUCAUCGAGGAUUGCGAGUUCACCAAGCUGGCUGUUCGCAUCUUGCACCUUCUCGGCGUGGAGGGACCCAAGACGUCGCUGCCGACCAAGUACAUCCGCUACAUUUACAACCGCGUCGUGCUAGAGAACGCCAUCGUCCGGGCUGCGGCAGUGACUGCGCUUGCCAAGUUCGGUGUUGGUCAGAAGGAUCCCGAGGUCAAGCGGAGUGUUGACGUUCUUCUUACGCGGUGCUUGGACGAUGUCGACGACGAAGUUCGGGAUCGCGCAGCCCUCAACCUCCGACUUAUGCACGAGGACGAUGAGAUGUCCACCCAGUUUGUCAAGGAUGACAGCAUGUUCUCCCUUCCGUACUUUGAGCAGCAACUUGUCAUGUACGUCACCUCGGACGAUAAAUCCACCUUCGACACACCUUUCGACAUCUCCAAGAUUCCUGUCGUUACCCGCGAGCAAGCCGAUGCCGAGGAUAGGAACAAAAAGCUCACGGCAACCGCACCUUCGCUCAAGCCCCCCAAGGUUGGCCCGACGAAGACAUCGGCGACGGGUGCCGAGGCGGCGGCAUCAGCCUCCGCGGCGGCACAGCGCUAUGCUCAGGAGCUGAUGGAGAUCCCGGAGAUGAAAGAGUUUGGCAGCGUGCUCAAGUCGUCCCCGGUUAUUGAACUCACGGAGGCCGAGACCGAGUACGUGGUCACGGUGGUCAAGCACAUCUUCAAGGAGCACAUCGUGCUUCAGUACGACAUCAAGAACACGAUACCGGCUACUAUCCUGGAGAAUGUUUCGGUGGUAGCGACGCCCGCGGAGGAGGACGAACUCGAGGAGGUCUUUAUCAUUCAAGCCGAGAAGCUCGCGACAGACGAGCCCGGGAAGGUGUACGUGGCGUUCCAGAAGGUGAACGGAGAGGGAUCACUUCCGGUCAGCAGCUUCUCGAACGUGCUCAAAUUCACCAGCAAGGAGAUCGACCCUACGACCAAUGAGCCGGAAGAAACGGGCUACGAUGACGAGUACGAGGUGGCCGAAUUCGACCUGACGGGCAGUGAUUAUGUCAUGCCAGCGUUUGCUGGCAACUUCAACCACAUAUGGGAGCAGGUUGGUGCGGCGGGCGAGGAAGCGGAGGAGACGCUACAGCUCAGCGGCAUGAAGAGUAUAGCGGAUGCAACCGAGCAACUAGCCAAGAUCCUCUCCCUGCAGCCGCUAGAGGGUACCGAUGUUCCCGUCAGCCAGACGACGCACGCCCUAAAGCUAUUUGGCAAGACAGUGGGUGGAGGCAGGGUGGUUGCCAACGUGCGGAUGGCGUAUUCGUCCAAGUCGGGCGUGACCACGAAGGUCACAGUACGCAGUGAAGAGGAGGGAGUAGCGGCACUUGUUGUUGCAUCUGUUGCUUAAGGGUGCCCGGUUGGAGUUUGCGGUUUUUGCAGCCUGCGUGCCUUUCCGUCGUAGCUUUAGUUGGGAGACGUUGUAUUCGUGAGAGCGACAAGGAGAAUUUAGGGAGAAUUCGGGAUCUUGCUGCGGUAAAAGAGGGACAAAGUCCAUUGUUGCCUUGUCGUUAGUUGCUGCUGUUUUGUUCGGGCUGAGCUUAGUUAGAUCAGACGGAAAGAGCACGCAUUGCCAGCGGUUAAAGAAACAUAAUAAUGGAA
Messenger RNA from Sodiomyces alkalinus F11, 3053 nucleotides. Its product is annotated as coatomer subunit gamma-2. Gene Ontology annotation, cellular component: Golgi membrane; endoplasmic reticulum-Golgi intermediate compartment; endoplasmic reticulum. Gene Ontology annotation, molecular function: structural molecule activity. The transcript is spliced from 5 exons. NCBI's taxonomy places the organism in Eukaryota, Fungi, Ascomycota, Sordariomycetes, Glomerellales, Plectosphaerellaceae. The record is from RefSeq and is a predicted model, not a curated record. Gene Ontology annotation, biological process: intra-Golgi vesicle-mediated transport; intracellular protein transport; protein secretion. Bases 49 to 2802 code for a protein of 917 amino acids.